This is a messenger RNA of Notothenia coriiceps (black rockcod), 5964 nucleotides long. Its product is annotated as sarcoplasmic/endoplasmic reticulum calcium ATPase 1-like. NCBI's taxonomy places the organism in Eukaryota, Metazoa, Chordata, Actinopteri, Perciformes, Nototheniidae. The record is from RefSeq and is a predicted model, not a curated record. Gene Ontology annotation, molecular function: ATP binding; transporter activity; ATP hydrolysis activity. The transcript is spliced from 11 exons. Gene Ontology annotation, cellular component: membrane. The coding region runs from base 1 to 1611 and encodes 536 amino acids.
AUGCCCGGGAAAAGAGUGAUCAAGCAGUUAAUGAAGAAAGAGUUCACUCUGGAGUUCUCUCGUGACCGCAAGUCCAUGUCCGUCUACUGCACCCCCGUCAAGCCAGGGUCCCAGAGCAAGAUGUUCAUCAAGGGGGCUCCAGAGAGUGUGAUAGAGCGCUGUCAGUACCUGAGGGUGGGGACAGGGAAGGUCCCGCUGACCGACGCCUUGAGGGACCAGCUGCUGUCUAAGAUCAGGGACUGGGGGACGGGCAGGGACACACUGCGCUGCCUGGCCCUGGCCACUCGUGACAUCCCGCUACGCAAAGAGGACAUGGACCUGGAGAAUUCAAACAAGUUUGCAGGUUAUGAGUUGGGCCUCACAUUUGUUGGCUGUGUGGGCAUGCUGGACCCGCCCAGGAAGGAGGUGAUCGGUUCAGUGAAACUGUGCAACGAGGCAGGCAUCCGCGUUAUUAUGAUCACGGGAGACAACAAGGGCACAGCUGUGGCUAUCUGCAGACGAGUUGGCAUCUUCGGCGAGGAUGACGACGUGACCGGAAUGGCCUACACGGGGCGCGAGUUCGAUGACCUCACGCUGGAGGAACAGAGAGAAGCCGUCAAACGGGGGCGAUGCUUCGCCCGCGUGGAGCCAUCUCACAAGUCUAAGAUUGUGGGAUUCCUGCAGUCAUUCAAUGAGAUUACUGCCAUGACAGGAGAUGGUGUGAACGACGCCCCCGCCCUGAAGAAAGCCGAAAUCGGCAUCGCCAUGGGCUCCGGCACAGCGGUGGCGAAGUCAGCGUCUGAGAUGGUGCUCUCUGAUGAUAACUUCUCCACGAUCGUGGCUGCCGUAGAGGAGGGCAGAGCCAUCUACAACAACAUGAAGCAGUUCAUCAGAUACCUCAUCUCUUCCAACGUGGGGGAAGUGGUCUGCAUCUUCCUGACAGCCAUCCUGGGGCUCCCUGAGGCUCUGAUCCCAGUGCAGCUGCUCUGGGUGAACCUGGUGACCGACGGCCUGCCAGCCACCGCCCUGGGCUUCAACCCCCCAGACCUGGACAUCAUGGACAAACCCCCCCGCAACCCUAAGGAGCCCCUCAUCUCUGGCUGGCUCUUCUUCAGAUAUUUGGCCAUUGGAGGAUAUGUGGGUCUUGGAACAGUAGGCGCUGCCACAUGGUGGUAUCUGUAUGAUGAGGGCGGCCCACAAGUGUCCUUCUAUCAGCUGAGACACUUCAUGCAGUGCACUGAGGAUAACCCCAUGUUCAAGGGAAUCGACUGUGAUGUGUUUGAAUCCCGCUACCCCACAACCAUGGCCCUAUCUGUGCUGGUCACCAUCGAGAUGUUCAACUCACUCAACAGUUUGUCUGAGAACCAGUCCCUGAUCAGGAUGCCUCCCUGGGUCAAUUUCUGGCUGCUGGGAGCCAUCGUCCUCUCCCUCUCCCUCCACUUCCUAAUCCUCUACGUCGAGCCUCUGCCGUUGAUCUUCCAGGUGACCCCUCUGCACUGGUCACAGUGGAUCGUGGUCCUGAAGAUCUCCAUCCCUGUCAUCCUCCUGGAUGAGGCACUGAAAUAUGUCGCCAGGAACUAUCUAGAAGGUGAUGAGGAAAGGAAAUACCGGAGGAGAUGGAAGCGGGACUAAGUCAUCUCCCUCGACACACUCACACACUUAAACACACGCCUCCCCUCUUCCCUUUACGAGAUAGAAAGCUAGAAACCUUUUUUGUCUCCCCUGUCCUCGUUCCCUCAAUCCUGCAUGUCCAACAAACACCACUAGAAAUGAGGUGUGUGUGUGUGUGUGUGUGUGUGUGUGUGUGUGUGUGUGUGUGUGUGUGUGUGUGUGUGUGUGUGUGUGUGUGUGUGUGUGUGUGUGUGUGUGUGUGUGUGUGUGUGUGUGUGUGAAAAGAAAAACAUAUUCCUAACUAGUCGGCUCUGCUUUUUAAAGAUGUCUGCUCAUUGUUUUCUUGACUAUACAUACAGUGGUGCAGUAACUGGACUUUGGGAGGGAAGGAGAGGGAGGACAGGGGAACGGAUAAUAAUAUUAGGUGGGAGGGGGAGGGAUAUUUGAAAAUAGCAGAGAGACGGAAAGAGAGACUGAGAGGCCUGCCAUCAUGGAGAAGAGACAUCACGAGAAUAAACAAGAACGUAGGAGGUGAAAACAGCGGGAUACGAGAUGACCAUUGUUCCAGUGUGUGUCCACUAAACAAUUAUCUGGAGGUACCGCCACACACACACGCACACUACUGGCCGAGAGUUCCAGGGGCGCGGCCUUAUCAGCACAACAACAUCGUAUCUCUGGCCAGUUUGUCACAGCGCUGCUCCACCAUCGCUCUUUGUCCGAAGUCUUACUGAUCUUGCUUUUAUGCAGAUGUACUCUCUGUCUCUCUUUCUCGCUUUCUGUGGAGGAGGCACCUGUGGGCUCGGGGUUAUGACCUCAUCGGCCUCUUCGAGUUGGGGUGGGGAGAUUUCGCUCCACCUAAAGGUGUGAAUAGCUUUAUGCCGCUUGGCCGCUUCCUUCGCCUCUUAAAUCGAGGAGCUGAGGUCAGCUCACAGACUUGGUAAACGUGUAUAAAAUACAAAUAAAUAAAUAAAAAUGUCUGUGGCACGCCUGUGUUUAUAAUGCAUUGUAAAUGACUAAUUAUUAGCUAAUAGCACUGUAUAAUUAUUGUCAUAAGCGAUCAUAGACAUACAUUUCUACAAUCCUUUAUAACACAAAGUAUUUCAUGACUAAAGUAUCGUAAUAUUUCUGAGUAACUGAAUUAUUUUGCAAGCCCAUGUCUAUCAUGUAUUAAAUGAUGAUCCUUGCAAACAAAUAUCAGCGACUGACUUGCAAUUAUGAAGUGUUAUGAACCCUCAACCUAAAAAUAAUACAAAUAUAUACUUUUUUAAUGUGUUAUGAUUAUUGUUAUAAAGCUUUAUGAGUGUUUAAGUCUAAUUAAACAGUGCUAUUAGCAGAUUAUAACUCCUAUAAGUGUGUUUAUAAUGCGUAAAAGACAUGGGUGUCAUAGUAAGCGUUACCAAAAUGUCAAAUAUCAACCAAACGGUAGAGUAGCUGGUCCUGUUACGCCUCAAUCUAAUGUCCAUCUGCUGUGCUGAGUUUUAGCUGUCAAAUGUCUAAAUUAAAGGCAGAUCCGAAAAGGACGAUGAACUUCAUGACAUGUUGUACAUAAUGAUGGUCUUAGAGCAUCCUGUUGUUCAUCUACCCUUUUAAUGUGUUCAGUUGUAUCUAACCCUGCACCAGCGCUAAAGUGUGUGUGCUUAUAUAGCCUUACUUGACUUAAUUUGUCUGAUUUGAUAGGCUUCUUGCGCACAGAUGAUGUAGUUAGAUUAAGUUAAGGAAUGGCAAGUAAACUGCUUGAUUGUGUCACUUGGUUAUGAAUCAUCAAGCACAUGUAUCAUCCAUGCCUUAUACAGCCCACUGCACCUCCACUUUGUGGUCUAAAUGAAUGUGUUUCUGCUAGCCUUUAAUUAGCACCCACCGUCACCACUGGCACUCUUAUUGCCCUGACAGGGAUACUCGGGGUCUCAGAGACUCUGAAUGUCCUCCUGAUCUGCGGCAUGUUUAAUCGGAUGCCCUUUUUUGUGUGCUUUGUGUGCUGCUCCCUCAGCUCCUCCUGCUCUCUCAGUGCUUUAGCAACUCACUUUGGUAUUGUUUUAUAAUGACUAAAUAGUAAUGUAUUUGACUGAAUGAACCCGUGGGUUUGGAUUGUGUCUUUAAGUCUUAAUUAUGGGUUUAUGUGUUGGGCCAUGGUGCUCUGCGGACUGGGUCAGUAGUGGUUGUGGUCUCUUUUGCUUCCAUAGAGGAGAGUAUGCACUUAAAAAAAAAAUGGCUGCAUCAAAAAUGAUUUAAUUUAAUAAAGCUACAUAUGAAUAUAGCGUUUGUCAAGGAACAUGUUUUAUUUCAUUUCUUGUUUCCAGACCUGAUUUUCCACAAUUUGACAUGAAGCAUGGUUUAGAAUCCAAAGGAAAAUCCAUCCUUAAACACUUUCAAAAUGAGCGACUAUUGCUAACAGGACUGUAUGUAGUUCUAUUCAUCUAUUUUGUUGCCUGGUGAUGUUUUUCCUACUCCAGGGGAUAACAAGCCAAACCAAGAUGGUAUGUCUUCAUCGAGUCCAAUUUCCAAUUCCACAUGCUCUCUGGGGUCAUUCUUGGAAAUUCAUUGUUGAGGUUGAUUGAGAAACAUUCAAAUUCAGAGUAUGACCUCCUGAAAAUGGCGGUGGAGAUGCCCCAGAUUUGGAGAAAAGUGCUUAGCAAAGUAGUGUACUGAUGUUGAAGGUGGCAGCAGCAAAAUGUAUGUUAGAUAUCUAAAAAAUCUAUCUGUUUAAGUGAACGUUAUUUUUAGAGUAUCUUCACUGCUUUACCUUUCCGCCACACAUAGCUUUCCGACGGGUAACUAAAGGCGUUAUUUAUGCUCUCUACAAAGCCCAUUGAAAAAAACAAUAAUUCGACCUUGCUGAGCACGGGAGUUGCUGGUCUAUCGCUGCCUUGAUCGUCAGUUCGUUUUGUGUUAUUGUGCGACUUUGAAUAAUCUUAAUCAACCCUUUAAAACACCAAAGAUGCACGAUAACACAAACAAACUAAAUAUUUAUGCAGCAGUAGGCCAGAAACGUCCAUGUUCUGUGCGGUAAAAUUACUGUUUUUGUCAGUGGAGUCUGAUGGCUUUAAAGAGAGCUAAUGGCUUAUAAUAAUAGUCCCCCUAGGAAAGGGCUGUCUCACGGUAAGUUAAAGUGAUGAAAAUAAUACAACUUACAUUUUGACUGAUAUUUUAGGUUGCUAAGACAUGUUUUGCUUCUUCCUUUGUCUGCUGCAGUACAUUGCUUAGCGUUGGUGCCACUUCUCCUGUCUCUUCCAACAAACUGGCUAAUUUUCCGCUAUCUACUGUAGGAAAUACACUGGUCCACAUCCAAAAAUCCCAAAUAUCCUUUUAGGUUGAAAUUGAUUAAGCACAUAGAGAAAAUACACACAUUAUCAGACAAAAAAGGCUUUGAACAUCGAGCACAAUGAGAUACACUUUAAGGAUGGACUGUUCCUUCCAAAUUUUCCAGUAAAUAAUAGCUUUAUUUUGAUUCAGAUUUUUGUAAAACAGCCGCUUUUGUUUCACCACCAUGAUAUUGGGCCACUCUGUAGACCCCCUGUCCCAGCUCUCCACAGCUCUGUAACAUUUUGGCACUCUGGCCACCAGGCGCUAUAGGUCUGUAUCCUUGUUAUUUACUACUGAAUCCUCAACUCUGUACAGAAGAUGAGAAAAAUGAUCGCAUGGAACAUUGUUACUGUAAUAAUAACCUAUACAGUAUAUAAUAUUUAAUUUUAUAACUUGCGUCAGUGAAACCAACUCACAACAACGCACAGAAUUGCGAGAAUCCAUUUAGAAUUUAUCUUUGAGCACAUGGUAUCUAAGGAUCUCCUUUGUUUGUUUUGGUUUUGUAGAUUAGAGCUUUUUUUCUUCAUUCUUCCCAUUUUGGUUUUUACGGUUGCUGGGGUUUUGUGUAUUUUACUGUAGGGAGAAGAAUAUGACGUUAUGUUUAAGAUAAGAGAAGAAUCAUGCUUUUCGCUAAUAAUGACGAUGACGCUGAUCAUUCAGUGGGGGUUAUCCGGUGUGAGAAUGUUCAAGGGUUUGUGAAUGACCUGUGUCUGGUUUACGCUGAGCGAUAAGCAGUGAUGAAUCCUGGGUUAUGAAGUUUAAUGACUGUACAUUGAAGGGCUUGGUGUGGAUGCAGGCUCUAGAGACCCCGGCACCUCCUAGCACGGUACUCAAAGUCCAUCUGUAAAAGAAUAAUGCACUUUACUAUCAGUGAAGUAGUGAUCAUGUUGAUACCAUCUGAGCGACCGUUCCCUUUUCUGUCUGCAUAGAAAUGUUAACAGUCUCUAGAGCCCCAGUUCCACCUCUUGAAUUAUUAAAAGGAUUCUCUGUAUUGCCUUGUUAAUAUUCAUUUUGGACACAUAAUUUUAUAAAUGACAAAGACGUGAAAAUAAAGAUAAUUUAUCUUGUUAUUUA